This is a messenger RNA of Parnassius apollo (apollo), 1680 nucleotides long. The record is from the annotation of a GenBank genome assembly. Lineage: Eukaryota; Metazoa; Arthropoda; Insecta; Lepidoptera; Papilionidae.
AUGAGUGAAUAUUAUUUUCGCAAAUGGAAAAGAGUGCUAGAUGAAUUAGAAAAGCAUGUGAAGGUUGAUCUUGAAUACCAGAGUAUUAAAGCACACGACCGAACUUGCUGUGAAGCAGCGCACCGUUUAGGUGGAGUCCUGGUGAAAUAUAUGGCACUUUAUAACGACAGCUUAGACUGCUUGCAACAGAACCUGCAGGUGCAGAAGACUAGCUAUAUAGAAGAUGUUGUCAAGGCCAUUACCGCCAGAAUUUUGGAACUAAAACAUCAUUUAAGAAAAUUAGAAAGCCACAACUAUCAAUUCCUUGGCAACUGUUUGAUUCAACACAUGCUAACUUUUGACAAUGCUGAUCUAAAGGAUAUACCUAGUAAAAUAAAGAGAUCCGAACGUAUGCAAGCUAUGAUAGAUGAAGUGCUAUUGAGAGCUGCCGAAGAGAAAGAAGGUACUCUUUAUAAAGAAGAAGAAAAUACACCACCUCCAGAAAAUAUUGAUGAAAAUUGGUGGGAAGUAGACGAAGAGGAUAACGAUAUAAUAAAAGAAGCCGUUACUUCUGAAGUAAAUGAAAUAUUUUCUGAAGAAAGUAUGAAACGCAUUGAAUUGAUCAAACUUAUACAGUCACAUGAGCGGUCUCGUCAAGUUAUACGUUCCAUGACGAAACAAAAACUAAAAAAAGAAAUGUGGGAAAAAGAACUGAGAGGUACAUUAAAACCUCAAGCUAAAUUUGAAGCGAAGGAAAGAGCCGCUAGACUUAUUCAAAACGUUUUCAGAGCAUAUUUUAAAAUUAAGAGAAACCAAAUUAUUCAACGCAAAGUCGACGAAGCACUUCAUAUAAACUCAUGCAAGAAAUUUGUCCCAGUACAAAAAAAUAAAAAUGAUGAAAUAAAAGAGCAACGACUUAACAAGAAAAAAUAUUAUGAGAACGAAAGGGCAGCUAAUUGCGAAGAGCUAAAGGCAAUUUACUUAAAAAAAGAACAAGAUAAUAUUAGCGAGGACUACCGAGAGCUAAUUAGAUACUGGUUUUGGAAAUGGUUUGAAGAAGUUAAGUUCUUUUAUGAUAUACCAAAAGAAGAGCACGGUGGUUCUGCGUUAAUAUUUAAAGAAGAAGUUCCAACUCCUUCGGAAUGGAAAUUACAAUAUGAAGCACACUUAGAGAAAAAGAAAGCUAAUAAAAACAAGACGGGACUUCAGGUUAUUAAAAAUUAUAAAAAAAAUUGGCAAGACCUAGAUUACCGAGAGGCAGAAGGUGUCAAAGUGGGAUAUGUGAAAGAUGUAGACAAAACUAAUGCAUAUAUGGACGUUAAAUUAGAAAUACUGAAAACAGUUGAUGAAGAUAUGAGCAAUCGAAUUGUACCCCGUAAUUUGAACUUACAAAGUGUCGCGCAAGUUCUUCAAGGAUACUCGUUUGGAUAUCUCAAAGAAGCACUUAACAGCUUUUUAACACCGGAAAAUAUAGUAAAGAUCGCUGCGUAUGGUUUGUCACCCCAAGAGCUGGUCGACUACAUCACUCGUGACGGAAGCGAGGAAACAGCUGAUUAUAAGAAAUACCGUCAAUGGUACACUGACUACACUACCUGGGGGAAGAAAGAAGCAAAGAGAUUGAAGGAUGAUAAAGAUUUUGAAUUGGUUGUGGAGAAGUUCGAGAAGAAAAAAAAGAAAGCUAAAAAUGAACACGAAAUGUGA